UGAAUCAAACAUCCAAUAUCUACAAAGAUGUAAGUUCAAAAAAAUAUCUACAAAGAUGCAUGCGUGUUUGGUAUCGUUACAGAAAAUCCUUAGUGUAUAGAAACAUUCCCCUCAUGCCACAAUGUGAACUUAAACCACUUCGCUCUCUAACAAAAAUCCAUUAUUUAUAUUAAUCAAAAUGUAUUAUUCAACAUGCUCACACUACCAAGAGAAGACUAAGACUACACAUAAAUCAUAACUUACAAAAAGACAAAACCUUUUUUCAUAAAAACAGCUAUUCUUGUUCGAAUUAUGUCGGAUGUAACUUUAUACUUUAGUUAUAAGCUUUCCUUAGCACAUUAAAUUAAUGAAAACACAAGGAUCUUCUUCCACGCACAUGCAAUUAUAUAUUUAUAUAUAUGGUCCACUACACAAGCAAAAUGCUACGACUCGACAAAACAAAAAUUCUCACAAACACUCUCUCUCAUUCGAAACUAGGGUUCUUGAGUUGUCCAUGGAGAGAGAAGAAUGCAGCAGUAGCGAAUCCGGCUGGACUACGUAUAUUUCUUCACCUAUGGAGGAUGACGAGGAAGAGGUAACUGAUGAGGUGUACUAUGAAGGGCAUAUCACCGGAAACGAUAAAAGAAAGCAUGUCAACGACUACGAAAACAACAAAGACAGCGACGAUUCAAUGGCUUCCGAUGCUUCUUCCGGGCCAAGUUAUCCCCAAACGAGCAAUAGAGGGAGAAGCAGAGAAUGUAUUGUUUUAAGGAAUGGGAAAAGUGAAAGUAAGAGUAAGAGUAAUGAGGAUUAUGACCAUAAACAUAAUGCUAAGAAUAGUGGUAAUUAUAAAUGUAGGAUACAAGAGAAGAAAAAGAGUGAAAGUAAAAGUAAGCAUUUUAAAAAGAAGUAAGUUCUAUCUUGAAGUUGUUUGUGUGUAGAUUGGAUUGUUAAUUUCCAUUUUUAUGUUGGGGUUUUUUGAUGCCUCAGGCAAAGGGUGUGUGAUGAUUUUUAUCUGUUUCUUUCCUUUUCAACAUGAAAUUUGAUAUUUGUACUCU
Molecule: messenger RNA, 1037 nt
Organism: Brassica napus (rape)
Lineage: Eukaryota; Viridiplantae; Streptophyta; Magnoliopsida; Brassicales; Brassicaceae
Product: protein SOB FIVE-LIKE 3
Exons: 1
Coding region: 347-892 (181 amino acids)
Biological process (GO): cytokinin biosynthetic process
Source: RefSeq, a predicted model, not a curated record